Molecule: messenger RNA, 3555 nt
Organism: Alternaria burnsii
Lineage: Eukaryota; Fungi; Ascomycota; Dothideomycetes; Pleosporales; Pleosporaceae
Exons: 4
Source: RefSeq, a predicted model, not a curated record
AAGCCGUCGUUAUUAGUCAUGCCAGGAUGCGCACCCGUGACUGACGCCGCGCCACACCAAGACGCUACCCUCAGCAAGGUGUCUCUUGCAACUAAUAGUACCCCUCAAGGACCUGUCUCGAACGAAACAUCUCCGCCAAAAAACGAACCUUCCGGGACAGCUUCAGAGUCGUUCGAGCAAGAUUCUCCUCGAUUGCAAAACCACCCGGCAAUCCAAUCGAAGGCUGUGGUUGCGUCUUCCAAUUUCGUCUGGUGUCGCAGCGCCGCUAUACAAACACUACCACCUAGCAAUGCGGAAGAAUUCGAGAAGAUCUAUGGCCGUCAGCCCACAAACCAAGAGCUUGUCAGCAAGGUCGGCAGCGCCGCAAUCGGUCAUUAUGUGCCGGGACCGUCAUCUAACCCUCACGAUAUCGUUUCCAGUAAGCCAUUCGCCAUCACGAUUGUCCCAGAACGAACCCCAAACUAUGCAGACUCUUCCUUCCAGACCAGUGACGUUGCACAGUGUAACAAGGCUUUGUUGCGGGCAAAGGUGAAGGCGUCGCUUUUGGUCAACAAACAGCGUGACGGUGCUCGAGCUGCAGGGUUCAGAGUGUGGUCUGAAACAAGAGACGAGUACAUCGUACAUUCAGAGCAGCUACCGAUCAACCUUCAAUUUGACACCAAAGGUAACGCAAUCGGUACGAACGUUGAUGGCUACUCACUGCCCAAUAUCUACGGUGCAGAAAUCAGCACCGGCAGGGAAGCCAAAGACUACACCUCGAGCGCUGGUAUGACUUUCACCCCGCUGCCUACGCCACUGCCACCGCCAGUCCAUGAUUCCGUCACCAAGAUGAGCACUCCUCAGCGCAUUCGUACUCUCGAGCCUCACGUACCGAGCGACAAGUCCGAUCCGCCACCAAUCGAAUGGUACGGCUAUAUCGAGCGCAUCCCGAUACGAGAUACCGUGAGGAUCGAUGGUGGAGAAUUUGAACUAGCAAAGCCUAUUGGUUCGAGGUUGAGCGACCAGAAAGCCGCAAGAGAGGAGCGGGAUAGAUUGGGCGAGGUAAGAAAGAGUGAAGAGACCAUGUUGGUCAUAGGCGGCGAGAGGUUCGCGGACAAAUACAUCGUGUAUGACGCAACAGCGUCAAAUCAUCCAAGUUCUUCAACGACAUCUGAUGCAAACUCUGAUAUGAGCAAGAAGAGAAUCUUAGAGGACGAGUGGGAGAUGAAGAUGUCCACAAGCUCACCUAAACGCACAAAAGCUUCGCCCAAACUUACGAGUUGUUUAGACCUCUCAACGAGUUCCCCUGGAGACUGCUUGGCUCGACAUCAAGGCCGAUUCGCUGAGAGAAACGACGCAAAGGGUUCUCAUAUUGACUAUAGGGAGAUUGGUGAAGAAGAGACACCACACAGGGCUCAUGAGGACAAAGCAGGCGCCAGAGGCGAGCAGAGUGAUACUAACACAUCAGCCCAACGUGGGUUCAGACGUCGAAGUCGCUCUCAUGGCGGGGGCCACGUCGUUCGUUGUGAAUCCAGAAGCAGCGUUGAACGUCAAUCUGAGGACCCAUACGAGGAAGAAGGGCUACGCCAUAACGCGGCACACGAAAGAGAAGAUGACUCACGAACACAUUGUAGAUCUUCGGGUAAGCAGAGUCGACUAGAAGACGGCAAGGAGAGUAACGGACAACACGGGGGCGUGACUAGGAUAUUAUCAGCGCGCAAGCAGGAAGAUAACCGCCGAGUGCAGCGCGCGCAGCGCAUCGAAGGGGAAGGCCCUGUGGAAACCCAGAAACAGGAGGAAUCAGAAAUUCAGCGCGCGCGUACAGCCAAGAACCAACGGAAGCUGGAGAUCGAAGAGAGAAAGCGAGCGCAAGAAGCCGAUCGACAACGUCAGCAAGAGAAAGACAGAGACCGACGCCACCGACAUGACGACUCACACGACAAGAGUAAGAAAGCACGCCGACAGACAGCGAAGCAGGACGUAGAGCCGCCUGGGCCGAUCGAUCCAUAUGCAGCGGCACGACAGGCUGAGGCAAAGCGGAGAGAGCUUGUAUUUGCAGCGCGUGGAGCCGAAGAGGCUGAUAGUCGUACGCGCGAGCGGCCUCCUGCUCGUGACGAAGGUCCAGGUAGACUUGAUGCGGAGCGAUCGAAGCCAGAAAAGACGGUUGGAGAGAAGAAGGCCACUAAGACGAGACGGAGUCGGACUGCGAGAGGUGAAUUCGAGCGGUAUGAUCCGAGGAAGAAGUUUGGAGGUGGCAAUUCAGACCGACAAGACUCAUCGAUUGCAAGACGGGAGUACUUCGCGCAGCUCCCCACUGUCAAUACAUAUGUUUGGGGGGAUGCAUCUGCCGAGAACGCAGCUUCCAACAGCCAGAUGCUGACGAACAUCCCACAGACAUUGUCGGAUGCCAUGUUUGUGACUCUGAAACUCGGUAUGCGCUACUUGUGGGUUGAUAGGUACUGCAUCAACCAAGAUGAUCCGGAAGAGAAGCACGGCGCCAUUCGUAAUAAGGAUUCAAUCUAUCGGAACGCUUUUGUAACGACCAUCGCUGCUGCGGGUAGCGGCUCGGACUAUGGGUUACAGGGGCGGUACAAAGAAUUUCCCCCCGUACAGGAUGAACGUUUCACUAUUAAUGACAUAUAUUUUCGCGUGAAGGAAUAUUAUCCUCGGACACUACGAUACGAGAAAGACGAUAUCAACGCCUUCGACGGAGUGUUCUGGACAUUGGCUGCCCGCACGCCAAAGGACUGUGUCCUGGAUUGCGGGUCCGAGCCUCAACUUUACAUGGCGCGCCGAAAUCCCCAUUUCUAUGGCAUUCCGCUCUGGCUGCAAGAACUUGAGUUAUCUAACGAUUCUGAGACUCUAGUAUUGCGUCAACCACCCGAGAUUAGCGAUGAUAACAAGGCUUCGUUGCGCUUCGGCAUCAAUCUUGGAUGGAAGGUGGGGAAAAGAAAACUGGAAUUCUCAUCUACACACACUGGAGUCUUAGCAAAGUCCACUUUUCCGUCUUGGAGUUGGGCAUCCACAGAAGAUCGGAACCGCAAGCUCGGCCAGCGACCAUUAUUCUUCUCUGGCCGUCCUGAUGUGAUCAGGAGGACUCAAAACGCUCAUUUCAUCGUUUCCAUCACGCAUAUACCUGGACAAAAUUUGAGCCUGUUUGGUUACACAGCUCAGAGGGACAACUACACCCUCUUUCAUCCCUGGAUAGAUGUUGCCGCGUACGCAUCUCGCGGCUACCUGUGGGAAGUCGAUCACCAAGAGUACGGAUUCUCCGGGCUGCCUGGUGCUGAUGUGUAUCUGGAUGAUGACCAACAAUAUAAAGCUAGGGAAGUGAGAGCCUUAUAUCUUGGCACGUCUGGACAUCCAAAUGCUCCAGCGACGAAAAAGGCUUUGUUCUUGAUACUAGAGGAAACCGAACAGCAUGCUUCCAGGCGCAUUGGACUUUGUGAGACGUAUAGCAGAGCAUCUAACAAACUUUUCGAUGUUAAGGGAGGAUUCCAAUUCUCACAAACGCAAGAGACGAAAAAUCCUGAAGCAGGAGCAGACUGGAGGCGGGAACAGUUGAGAAUUGUCUGA